GUCCUCCCUCCUUUCCCGUCCCAGGACGCGUUGCGCGGCCCGGGCCGGAAGUAAGCGAAUUCCCGGGUGUGUGUCUGUGUCUGUCUGUGUCUCGCAGCGGCGCGCGGCCCCGGACAAGCGCUGGGGAUUCCCGUUUGAGGCGUCACUACUGUCACUGCCAUCACCCCACGGAGCCACUUCUAGAGGGGAGUAGACCCGGCCCUUCGCCGGGCAGAGAAGAUGUUGCCCCUGUCCAUCAAGGACGAUGAAUACAAACCACCCAAGUUCAAUUUGUUCGGCAAGAUCUCGGGCUGGUUUAGGUCUAUCCUGUCCGACAAGACGUCCCGGAACCUGUUUUUCUUCCUGUGCCUGAACCUCUCUUUCGCUUUUGUGGAACUACUCUACGGCAUCUGGAGCAACUGCUUAGGCUUGAUUUCCGACUCUUUUCACAUGUUUUUCGAUAGCACUGCCAUUUUGGCUGGACUGGCAGCUUCUGUUAUUUCAAAAUGGAGAGAUAAUGAUGCUUUCUCCUAUGGGUAUGUUAGAGCGGAAGUUCUGGCUGGCUUUGUCAAUGGCCUAUUUUUGAUCUUCACUGCUUUUUUUAUUUUCUCAGAAGGAGUUGAGAGAGCGUUAGCCCCUCCAGAUGUCCACCAUGAGAGACUGCUACUUGUUUCCAUUCUUGGGUUUGUGGUAAACCUAAUAGGAAUAUUUGUUUUCAAACAUGGAGGUCAUGGACAUUCUCAUGGCUCUGGCCAUGGACACAGUCAUUCCCUCUUUAAUGGUGCUCUAGAUCAGGCACAUGGCCAUGUCGAUCAUUGCCAUAGCCAUGAAGUGAAACAUGGUGCUGCACAUAGCCACGAUCGUGCUCAUGGACAUGGACACUUUCAUUCUCAUGAUGGCCCCUCCUUAAAAGAAACAACAGGACCCAGCAGACAGAUUUUACAAGGUGUAUUUUUACAUAUCCUAGCAGAUACACUUGGAAGUAUUGGUGUAAUUGCUUCUGCCAUCAUGAUGCAAAAUUUUGGUCUGAUGAUAGCAGAUCCUAUCUGUUCAAUUCUUAUAGCCAUUCUUAUAGUUGUAAGCGUUAUUCCUCUUUUAAGAGAAUCUGUUGGAAUAUUAAUGCAGAGAACUCCUCCCCUGUUAGAAAAUACUCUGCCUCAGUGCUAUCAGAGGGUACAGCAGUUGCAAGGAGUUUACAGUUUACAGGAACAGCACUUCUGGACUUUAUGUUCUGAUGUUUAUGUUGGGACCUUGAAAUUAAUAGUAGCACCUGAUGCUGAUGCUAGGUGGAUUUUAAGCCAAACACAUAAUAUUUUUACUCAGGCUGGAGUGAGACAGCUCUACGUACAGAUUGACUUUGCAGCCAUGUAGUGAAUGGAAGGAAAUUAUGCACCUUUUAUGGACCAAAUUUUUCUGCCACUAAGAAUUUCAGAUUAUGGGCCUCCAGUCUUCUGGAAUGUCUUCACUGAAGCUGCUGGAAACCACUGCUUUCAUUCCCACAAAACCAGUGUUACUUUUUUUUAAAAAAGAAAGAAAUUGGAAAUCUGUUCUAUACGUAAUGUCACAAUUGUUGACGUUCUUCAGUAUAAUCGUGUUUGUAAAAUUGUUUGUACCUUGCAAACUUAUGAACCAAACCAUAUUGGGUUUUCAAAGUGCCUUUGUAUCCAAAAACGUAUUUGCCAGCAUAGAAAUGUACCAUCAAGAGUCAUGUAUGUUUUAUUUUUUAUUUUUUGAGAUGGAGUCUCGCUCUGUUGCCAGGCUGGAGUGCAGUGGCGUGAUCUCAGCUCACUGCAACCUCCGCCUCCCGGGUUCAAGCUAUUCUCCUGCCUCAGCCUCCUGAGUAGCUGGGACUACAGGCGCACGCCAUCACGCCUAGCUAAUUUUUGCAUUUUUAGUAGAGACGAGGUUUCACCAUGUUGGCCAGGAUGGUCUUGAUCUCUUGACCUAGUGAUCUGCCCGCCUCAGCCUCCCAAAGUGCUUGGAUUACAGGUGUGAGCCACCACGCCUGGCUAUGUAUUUUUUUUUUAAUGGAUAUUCUGUAAUCUGUAUAAAACAAGCCUAUUGCUAGUAAUGUAUACAAAUUGUCUUUUUGUGUACUUCCAGCAUAGGUUUGGAUAUAUGAACAUUUUUCUUUUAUUGUUUUAUCUUUACAGAAAAUAAAAGGUGUUAAUUUGCUUUUUAAAACAAAUUUAAUUAUCACAUUUUAAAUUACUUUGUGGACUGUGUUUUCAAAACUUUGCAAAUUCAUCUGUUACAUAGAAAAUUUUGACUUAAAACAUCUGCUGAAUUCCAAAUUUCUGUAAAAGCUACUGUAUCUGUGAUAAACUUUCCUAUAUCUUUCCUUGCCAUUUCUAUGGAUUGUAUAAUGAAAGAAAAAGGCAUUGGAGACUGAAGGCAGAAAUGGUUGUGACAGUGCUGUUUGGCUUUUUCAUUCUUCAAAUGCCAAGUCAUCCACUUUGUUUUCCUGUUUAGGCUUUGCACAAAUACAAUUGCUUUCAGGAAUCCUAAAGCAGCAUUUUAUUGAGUUUGAAUUAUUAAAGGUACAGAGGAAAUGUGGUGAUGUAGAACUUUUCCUAACACAAGUAUCUAGGAAGUAAGUGCUAAGUUGAUUUUCUAGGUUCUUACAUAUUUGAAAAAUAAAAUUGCAAUUUGAGAUAAGUGCUUGAGCACUCUACUUAAGUAUUCUCUGUGUUUUAUGAAGAGAAAAUGAUCUGAUUUUCCCAUCAUACUUCAUUUUACAAUACAUAUUCCCUUUUAACUUUAAAAAAUUGUAAAUGUGGGAGAAAAAACCCUGCAGGAUGGAAAUGAUGAUUAAGAAUGUAGAUCAAUAAUAAGUACUUUUUAGUGAUGUGGCAGAAAUCCCUGUUGAUUCUAAGUUUUAGAGUGUCUUUUCCCCUAUUUCUGACCUACAACUAUAAACUGCUCUCUAUUAGGAGAACUAGACCACUUUCUUCAUUCUUUUCUAAACUGCUACAGAUCGCUAUGAACUCUAUCAAUAGUCUCUUUUCUGCAGGCAAAGUAGUAUUUUCUAAAUAUGUUUGCUUACUGCCAGGUGGUUCGAAAUCUAUGAUUUACUGCAGUAGUAUGUGCUUAAAACAACUGUUGAGGUCUUUUAAGCGGGAAAGUUCAAAAGGAAGUGUCCUGAUAAUGGUACUGGUUUUUCUACAAAUAUAAGUAGUCAUUUAGAAGUUUGCAACCACCACCAAAUCUGAGAGAACUCUGGAAUAUUCUGUGGGUUUUGGCAUAUUAGAUAGAGAAAAUGACAGAUCUAGAUGAAGGGAGAUUUUGGAUGUGUGCCUUUAAAAACUGAUUAUGUAUAACUACUGAUAUUUCACAUAUGGAGAUAUUUGAAGACCCAAGUCUGCCUUUCAUAGAGCCCUCCAUUCCAAGUUUAGUUUUUGUUAAAAUAUGAAUCAUUUUAUUUGACUGUACUAUCAGUACACAAAUGCAUGAGUAUGUUUAUAUAGUGUUAGACUGAUGCGAAUUUGUUACAUGACAUUGCCAGCUCAUAUCAUUUAGCAAGUUGGCAUUAACAUUUAUGCUUUAAUUAAAUGCCAGUAUACCUAUGUGUGCAGCAGUAAAAAAUUAGUGAGAAAAAGCAACUUUUUGUCACUCUUAGGAAAUAUUUUGUCUUAUUAGUGUUCUUGGCACAUGUGUAUUACUAAAGUAGAUAAUUCCAAUGAGAAAUACUACCUGAUUGUUAUAAAAUUAAUUUACUAUGUCCCUGAUAUUGGGCUCUUACAAAAAACAAACAAAACUUGUAUCUGAGUGUAACUUUGCCAAUAUUUUAAAAGCCAAAAUAUUCUCUGGACAACAAAUUUGUAUUGCUCAGGGACAGUUUACCUUGCCUGGUAAACCUUCCCAAACAGAAACAUAGCUAUACUAUCUUUGGUUUUGGUUUUUUGGUUUUUUUUUUGUUUGUUUCUUUUAGAUGGAAUUUCACUCUUGUCACCCAGGCUGGAGUGCAAUGGCGCAGUCUCAGCUCACUGCAACCUCUGCCUCCCAGAUUCAAGUGAUUCUCCUGUCUCAGCUCCCUGAGUAACUGGGAUUACAGGCGCACGCCACCAUGCCCGGCUAAUUUUUGUAUUUUUAGCAGAGACGGGGUUUCACCACGUUGGCCAGGGUGGUCUUGGACUCCUGACCUCAGGUCAUCCUCCUGCCUCAGCCUCCCAAAGUGCUGAGAUUACAGGCGUGAGCCACCGCGCUCAGCCACUAGCUUUGGUUUUUUAAACAUAGAUUAUAUUCCUCAAGAUGAAGGGCGUAACAUACCCACAGCUUCCUCAGUUUGCUAACUCCCCAUGCAUCUUUGUGAAGGACAGUGUCUAGUUUAUCUGUAGGUCAGUGUUCCUUGUGCUGUCAUUUCCCUUAUAUGUGGAAUUUGUCAGCAUUCCUGAAAACCUACACAUAUAUAUCAGUAACCAAAAUGCUAUGACUUUUUUGCACCUUUGUACAGCAGCCAAAUCAUGAACUCAAAAUGUAUUUGAUCACAGUUCCAUAAUGUUUUUACCUACCUACUAUGGAAUAAUCAGUUUUUACAGGGAUUAUUAAUAUGGUAGAACCCUGUUAUGUAAUGCCAAAACUUAAGAACCAUAUUUACAUUGCUUAACACAGAAUUUUACAUCUAAGCAAGGACUGGCUUUAGAAGCAGUCUAGUUCUACCUCUCAUUUUACAGAUGAGAAAACCGAAGCCCAGAAAAGCUCUCAUUUGCCCAAAGUCACAGAGAUAAUUAGUGGCAAAGCCAAAAAGAUUCAGAUCUUCUGACUCAAAGUUGAGAGUUCUUUAUACUCUAUUAUGCUGCCUCUCCAAUGUAAUAUUUGCCUUUCUGUAAGUGGGAUUAAAUAUGAUUUGUAAAUAAAGGACAUCUGACCUCCUUUUUUGGUACAUUAAGGCACUUUAUAAA
This is a messenger RNA of Symphalangus syndactylus (siamang), 4880 nucleotides long. It is a transcript of the gene SLC30A7, whose product is annotated as solute carrier family 30 member 7. Gene Ontology annotation, molecular function: zinc ion transmembrane transporter activity. Gene Ontology annotation, cellular component: Golgi apparatus; cytoplasmic vesicle; membrane. Gene Ontology annotation, biological process: zinc ion import into Golgi lumen; intracellular zinc ion homeostasis. The record is from RefSeq and is a predicted model, not a curated record. Lineage: Eukaryota; Metazoa; Chordata; Mammalia; Primates; Hylobatidae.